This is a messenger RNA of Mugil cephalus (flathead mullet), 4380 nucleotides long. It is a transcript of the gene doc2g, whose product is annotated as double C2-like domains, delta. NCBI's taxonomy places the organism in Eukaryota, Metazoa, Chordata, Actinopteri, Mugiliformes, Mugilidae. Bases 188 to 1468 code for a protein of 426 amino acids. The record is from RefSeq and is a predicted model, not a curated record. The transcript is spliced from 11 exons. Gene Ontology annotation, cellular component: membrane.
GAGCGAACGAUGAACAGAGACGGGGAGCGGAAGAGAGAGAGAGACGGAGAGGGAGUACAGAGGGAUAUAUUGACUCAAAGCUGGGCUGCAUGCUUCAUAGUGUGUGAGACAGAGGACGUGAGAAGAGAAGGCAAGAUGGAGCGCCGGCACAGAUGAAGAUUGUCCCUGGUCCUGUUUGACAGUCCACAUGAGUGUCUCCAAGCCCCCGCCGCCGCCCUCCAGCUCCCACCUGGCCCUGCCCCCCUCCUCCACCUCCACCCCCUCCUCCUCCGCCUCCUCCCCGUCGGCGACCCCCCACUCCACCGCUCUGCCCCCUCCCUCGCCGGUCAAGAUCUCUAUGCAGGAGCACUUUGCCAUUAACGUCUGCCCGGGGCCCAUCCUCCCCAUCCCACAGAUCUCAGACUUCUUCCCCCGUUUCCACGACUACCCCUGCACGCCGCCGCCGCCCAGGGAGAAGAAGAUCCUGAAAGAGGAGACUUUCAACGGGGAGACGGGCGGAGGGUUCAAGGAUGGGGAGAGGAGUGGGGACGUCGAUGGAGACAGGGAGGAGGUGAUCGACUCUGAUGACGAUGACACCUACCUAGGAACGCUGGAGUUCAACCUGCUCUUUGAUCAAGACAACAACUGUCUCCAUUGCACCAUUCACAAGGCGAAGGGACUGAAAGCCAUGGACUCCAAUGGGCUGGCCGAUCCAUACGUCAAGCUUCAUCUUCUCCCCGGCGCUAGCAAGGCCAACAAGCUACGCACAAAAACCCUGAAGAAUACGCUGAAUCCGGUGUGGAACGAAACGCUGGUGUAUCACGGCAUCACAGCGGCCGACAUGACCACCAAAACGCUCAGACUAUGUGUAUGUGACAUGGACAGGCUCGGACGAAAUGAAUUCAUCGGAGAGGUGAGAGUGGCUCUGAAGAAGCUGAGAGAGGGCGAGAACAAGCGCUACAAUAUGGGCCUGGAGAGAAUUGCACAGAAUAAAGAAGCCAACAAUCAAACAGAGGCCCAGGGAGCCGUCGUGGCGGAGGAGGAGCGUGGCCGCAUCCUGGUGUCGCUGUGCUAUAACACAGAGAAGAGCUGCCUGCUGGUUGGGAUCAUACGCUGCGCCCAUCUGGCCGCCAUGGACUCCAACGGCUACUCUGACCCUUUCGUCAAAAUCAUUUUGCAGCCAGAUAUGGGGAAAAAGUCCAAGUACAAGACGACAGUGAAGAAAAAGACUCUCAAUCCUGAAUUCAAUGAGGAGUUUUCAUAUGAAGUACCUUUGGACCAGCUGGCAAAGAAAACCCUGGAGAUCUCUGUGUGGGACUACGACUUGGGAAUGAGCAACGACUUCAUAGGUGGAGUGGAGCUGGGUAUCAACGCCAGCGGACAGAGACUCAAACACUGGUUCGAGUGUCUCAAAAACAAGGGGAAGAAAGUCGAGUACUGGCACACGCUCACGCAGCAAGGAGCCCCAACUAGUGACAAACCGGACUAGAUCACACAAGACAUUUUACGCACACAUAUACACACACAAAUGCACUAACACACACGUAUUCGUCUCACCGAGCGAUGGUUGAUAACCGAGUCCAAGCAAAGCAGUAAUGAGAACAAAGGAUUAAACAUGCAAUAACAAUAAUGUUGAAAAUCUGUCAUAUAAUGCCAGUAAAUACAGCACAAAGUAUUAGUAUAUGACAUUCAUACUAAUAUUAGUGGCGGUAAUAAGGUGUAAUCUGAUUACGUUUUUUUAUUUAGAUUUUUUUCCCAGGUGAACCAAAUUGUGACGAUGUCCUCAUUAAGUGUUGACGUAACAAAACAAUACUCACAAAACUGUGCUUUAGAGCUUAAUGUAUUGUGGACGUUGCUCAUGUUCAUUCAAAUUUACACUUAACGACACAGAUUUGAGACUAAUGUAGUCAGAGUUCAUUCAGUGAAAGUGCCCGGCAGCACGUGCACCCUUGUGACUCAUAAUGUGGUACAUAGUGACAAGAGUGAGAAAAAAAAAAGAAAAAAAAAAAAGAAACAAAUAAGACAAAUAGAAAAGAAUGAUUCCGUCCUGAGAAAAAGUCUCUAUCUUAGCAGUCGGUCUGAUGCAAAAUGACACCGUAUUAUAAAGCACAAAAUGAUCCAUUUGGUGGAUUCGUACCUUUACCUUUUCAGUGUUUCUUGUUCUUCUGUCUUUUCAUUGCCUGUCAGUGACAGUGGUGAUCUAUCCACCUUCAUAUCAGACUGUAAUGUGUCUGCAUCUGUGUGUGUGUUUGUGUUGCGUGCAUGAGGGCUAUGAGAAUAUGAGUGCCUACAUUUUCAGUCUGUGCAAUGUGUGUCUAUCUGUAUUCACCUCGAGCCCCGUUCAAAAUGUCUCCAUCUGACUUCGGAAGCACAGAGGUGUGGAGAAAUAUUAAUAAAGGACAAAGAAAGACGCACACGAGAGAGAGAAAAUCUCUGGUGCCGCCUCAGGCCUCAGUGUUGUACGUGAUCCUGGCUGGACACUGACAAGAUGUCUGUCACGUGUGUCAGGCCUAAACCCCCCCCCCGUCUCUCGUUUACCAGACAGUCGUAGAGCGCCUCUAAGAAGGGAAGCACCUCGAUACAUAACCUCCGACUGCUCCCUUUGACUUUCCUGAUGAAAAGCCUGAAGUCGCGUCUGCUGCAGGCAGUGAGGAUAUUGCUUUUGGAGGUGCCGCUUGUACUUCCACAGAUUUCAAAUGGAUUCGGGAGUGAACACUUUCUGACGCAGAUGAUGCAACGUUUCCUUCCUGCGGGGCAAGUUCACACAUUUUAAAAAUACGGGACUUGCACUGGUUGGUCCGGUUGUCUUAAUUUAUGCCAACACACUGCCCAGUGCUCGAAAGAUUCACCAUAACUCACAUUAAAUGCCCUCAGACGCUCUCUUGAUGACGAUCUAGAGAUAUAGAAAAGAAAUUUGCCUGAAAUUUACAUAAACCAUCAGAGGGAGACAGCGCUCUAUUCAUCCCGCACUGAAGACCUAUUAAAUAUCAGGUCUGCCGGCGUAUAUUUCAUCCUCAGUAGAAUGAGGGACGACCACGUCCACUGUCUUUCAACACAAAGGACUUUCUGCUGAGAUAAUCUGUGCAGUUAGCAGAAAUGCAUACAUCGAGAAUAGAGUGUGAUUCAACACACUGAGAAAGUACACUGUCCUAAAACAAAACUAAAACAAAGACAGCUGAAUUUCCUUGAAGACAAUUUUCUCCUCAUCCAAAAUGUUUGAAUCAGAAGAUGUUGUUCAAGAAAGUCCAGUCUCCCUUGUUAUCGACACGUAUCAACCUACCAUGUGUGUUAGGUGUCUCUAUGCACAUUUCUGCAUACUGGUGGUGUUUAAUUGUCGCUCAGUUGUCUAAAUUCCUCCCCCCCUCCCUAGUGUAUCAAAUGUGGCCCCCUCUGCCCUGGUUCAUCUGUCAAGAACAUGUCUGACAGCACACCCGUUCACUAAAGCGCACCCACCAUCGGUCAGUGGCCUCCGGGAGUUUUCUAACUGUUGAAUCGAUCCGGCUGCUCAUAUUCUUGCCGUCCUUCGGCAACCUUGUGUGAUGUGUGAUUGCUGCAAAAGAUGGAUCCCUCAGUGGUGGAUUAAAAAGAAGAAGAAUAACAUUUAAGAAAAAAAAAAAAAAAGGGCUUGGACAUUAUAAAUGCUAGGAACUAACACGGUUUUGGUUACAGGGGGAGGGUUGGGAGAGAGAGGAUGGUGGGUUUAUUCUGUACUUCUCUAUGCACAUCAGAACUCCCAGCACGUCAGCAGUGAGAUAAUCAAACCAGACGUGAUCACGGUAUCCAGGCAUGAAAAGAUAUGUUUCUGGGAAAGCUCAGUCCUUUGUUUGUGGCUACGCCGGGUGACGGUGAUCAAACAGAGAUCACAUCUGUGUCUGGCUGGUUGCUUAUUCCUGUUCUCUGGAUCUGUUGGUUUUGUUUACAGCCUCAGAAUUUUUCUGACUCGUCUAUUGACCCCGCUUUGCUUAUGUAAUCAUUUUUAUCUGCAAUACAGCUGCAUGUUUAGCAAUUGCCAUCAGCUUGUAUAAUAGAGUGCAACCUUAGCUGAUCAUUCUGAAUGCCAAUGUGUUUACAGUCCAUUCGGUCUCUUACCAGUCCGUGUGCGUGUUUGUUUGUUUGUGAAUACGAUGAUUCAGGGUAUUUUUUGCUCAGUUGCUGUGCUUUACCAGGCGAGCUAUUGCUUUAACCGACAAAACCUUUACUGUCAUUGACUUUGACACUUGUCUUCCUUAAAUUGAUAUCAGUGGUAAAGAUGCAUGAGCGGCUGAGGUGGGAGCGAGGAGGGAAUUCACCAUUGCAGUCCCUUCCCCGUGUAGUCACUGUCAAUGUCAAUCGCACAGUAUGGCUGCCAUCCUGUGGUGGGUUUGUGUAAAAACUUGGCAAAAAUAAACUGAAGCUGUUUCA